AUGAGCCGAAUUCCAUACAUAUGCAUGGUGUGGAGUGGUGAAGAACACAGAAAGGUGCUGCAGAUGCAUCAAAAGUACGGCGAAGUGGUCCGACUAGCCCCUGACGAACUGUCGUUUUUGACACCUCAAGCUUGGGACGAUGUUAUGGGACAUCGGAAGUUAGAACAAGAGGAGAAUGGAAAAGAAAACUGCUACGCCGGCAGCAUGGGCAAUAGUAUUGUUGCUAGCAAGCGCGCUGAUCACGGGCGGCUACGACGGGUCUUGUCACAUGGAUUCUCGGCGCAAGCAAUGCUGAAGCAAGAACCCAUCAUGCGGAAAUACAUCGACCUUUUCAUCAAGCGCCUCUACGAAGUCGGUAACGAGGGUGAAAAGCCUGUUAAUCUUAUGAGGUGGUACAACUUCUGCACAUUCGACAUCGUUGGUGACCUGGCUUUUGGCGAGCCCUUCGAUUGCUUAACGAAAUCCGACUACCACCCGUGGGUGGCGCUUAUUUUCGACAGUAUUAAGUUCAUGGCUAUAUCAAUAGCAAUGAAACACCUGCCUUUCGUCUACGACAUUCUCGAAAAGUGUAUUCCGAAAGAUAUACGCCAGAAAGAUGAGGAAAGGAGGGCAUUGUCCCACGAAAGAGUCUUGAGACGCAUCAAUUCAGGCGCGCCUCGACCAGAUUUCACAGAAUCGAUGGUGUCGAGAAAAGAUGACCAGAAAAUGUCACCUGUUGAGAUCCAGGAAAAUGCCGAAAUUCUCAUCAUAGCUGGUUCCGAGACUACUGCGACUACAUUGUCUGGUGCCACGUAUCUUCUCGCCACCAACCCGAGAUGCUUGGCCAAGGUGUACGAAGAAAUACGCUCUUCGUUUCAGAGUGAAGCAGACAUCAACAUUGUCAACACAUCUAAGCUGGAAUAUACUCUGGCCGUUCUGGAAGAAACGCUCCGUAGAUACCCACCUGUGGCAGCUUGCACACCGCGGCAAACACCGCCGGGAGGAAACAUGAUACUUGGUGAAUACAUUCCAGCCAAUACAGUCCUUGGGGUCUGGCAUUGGCCCAUGUACCAUAGUGAAACCAAUUUCAAACGGCCCUUUGACUUCUGCCCUGAACGUUGGCUUGGUGAUCCUGAAUUCAACGAUCGGAAGGAAGCUUUCCAGCCUUUCUCAUUCGGGCCUAGAAACUGCCUGGGACGCAACCUGGCAUACGCCGAAAUGCGCACAAUCUUAGCCAGGUUGAUCUGGAAUUUUGACAUCAAACUUGCGGAUGGUUGUGACAAUUGGAUGAAUAAGCAGAAAGUAUGGAACUUAUGGGACAAGCCGGAUUUACAUGUUUACCUCACGCCGAGAAUGAAGUCUGCCACUGAAGGACUAGAGGGAUUCGAAAAGCUCAUCAUGGGGAUUUGCACGAGUAAACAUGCGUCCUUUAACCUCGACAAGGAUAUACCGCCGCUUUUCGGAAAGGUGAUCUUGGUGACUGGUGGCAAUACAGGACUUGGGAAAAAGUCCAUCAUCGAGUUUGCGAAGCAUCAUCCGUCCGAAAUAUGGAUGACAGCUCGAGAUCAUGUCAAAGCACAAUCGGCGCGGCACGACAUACAGAGAGAAGUCCCCGGUGCCAUAGUCCGCAUUCUGCAGCUCGAUCUCGCCUCAUUGGACUCGGUCAAGGCAGCGGUCCGAACUUUCCUAUCAUCAGCUAAACGUCUCGAUAUUCUACUUCUGAACGCAGGCCUCGGUGGAAGCCCUCCAGCCACGACGCUCGAUGGCUACGAAAUAUUCUUUGGCACAAACCACCUUGGACAUGCAUUGCUCACGAAGUUGCUCAUGCCAUUAAUGCUCAACACUGCCGCCUUGAACCAGGAAAUCGAUAGUGAGGACAUAAGUAAAUGCAAUAGCCAGGCAUCAGACGUGCGCAUCGUCAUUCUGACUUCUGCCAUGAUGAGCUGCGUUCCCGAGGGUGGCAUCCAAUUCGACAAGCUCAAAGGUACUCAAAGCGACAUCGGGACGUCCUUCACACAUUAUGGUCAGAGCAAGCUCGCCAAUGCUCUCUUUGCAAGAAGGCUUGCCAGAGAGUACCCACAGCUAACAGUCACGGCUGUGCACCCAGGGAUAGUCAAGACGGGCAUCGAGGACAAGACUGCUCAGCAUAAUGUGUGGGCUAAGUUGUUGCUGCCACUAGCAAGUCCCUUCAUGUUGGUCGUAGAUGAAGGUGUAAAGAAUCAGCUUUGGGCUGCCACUUCCGAGGAUGUUAUCAGUGGUGAAUAUUACGUUCCGGUCGGCGUCACGGGCAAGCUACCUAGGCUUGCUGCAGACGGUGAGCUGGCGGAGAGGCUAUGGGAAUGGACUGAAAGCGAGCUCAGAAGCCACAACUUAGAUUUAUGA
Molecule: messenger RNA, 2361 nt
Organism: Diaporthe amygdali
Lineage: Eukaryota; Fungi; Ascomycota; Sordariomycetes; Diaporthales; Diaporthaceae
Exons: 5
Coding region: 1-2361 (786 amino acids)
Molecular function (GO): oxidoreductase activity, acting on paired donors, with incorporation or reduction of molecular oxygen; heme binding; iron ion binding
Source: RefSeq, a predicted model, not a curated record